Messenger RNA from Colletotrichum karsti, 1947 nucleotides. RefSeq lists its product as uncharacterized. The transcript has a single exon. The record is from RefSeq and is a predicted model, not a curated record. The coding region runs from base 1 to 1947 and encodes 648 amino acids. Lineage: Eukaryota; Fungi; Ascomycota; Sordariomycetes; Glomerellales; Glomerellaceae.
AUGGGCACCAGUCCAGGACCUCCGAAGCAGCCUUCUUACGCGCCCUACACACCACAACCACAAUACCACGUCCAGCCACCCAAGCAAUCCAAGUCGCCGCAACCUCAAAACCAACAACACCAGUACGGAUAUUCGCCGUAUCAAGCGCCGCAGCAAACACAGUACUACUUUCCUCCUCAACAACAACACCAACAUGCCGCUUCCACGUCUCCAGUUCCGACAACCGCUACCUCUCACCAGCAGCAUUUCCUCGCCGAACUAGAGGCCCCUCAGAUCACUCAUACAUCGAGACCGACGUCAUCAUCCUCAUCCGCCGCUCCCGCCGCCGCUGCCGGCAAAGAUGGAGUUCCCGUCUUCGAGAUGGCUGCCGAGUCAGCCCCGGCCAAGCCCACCACCCCGCGGCCCGUGUCUUCGUCCGGCUCCGUCUCUCCAGCUGCGAACGACACGGCAGCCCAGAAGCCCCUGAUCCAGGCGAAUCCAUGGGGCUUCUUCCUCGAAGACGACCCGCCGGCCAGGACCGAUUCGAUCUCGCCGAGCAAGGAGGGGAACGCCGACGAGAUGCUCUCCGUGAAGCCGUUAAAGAUCGUCAAGACUGGCCCUGGCUCGCCCAAGCCGGACCAAGAAGCCGAUUCGAAGCUUGGAAACGGGCCGCAGAGUGGCAUCGCAGAUCCCGCCUCAACGCAGCCCGUGCUUCCGGAGCAGUCCCCGGAGGUGGGACUCCCUGUCCAGCAAGGUGGAGAAGCAUCUCCCGAUGAUGCACCCCUGGCUCCGGCGCCGUUAAACAUCUCUCGGCCUCCGGCCCCGACCACAGCGCCGCCGCCGGUCCCCACCGGAAGUCCUCCUCUCAUCAUCCCCCCGGCCGGGACGUACCCCAUUCCUCCUGCCGGAACGUACCCACCUCCAAGCCCGACCAGACCGGGCUCAGGGCGCCAGCCGUCACCGGCGCCGCAAAUCAACCUCCCUAUGCACCCUCGUCCGACCAGCGCCUCAUCUGCGAGGCCCGUAUCCGCCGGGACUUCGGCUGUAGUGACGCCUCUUUCACCGGCUCACACUGGAGCUACCACGGCUCCUUCGCCGCAACAGCCUCAAUAUGCGACCGCCCACUCUCUACAGCCGUCAUAUUCGCAAGCUCCAUCGCAGGCCUACACUUCGGCGACUCCCGUCAGUCCCGUCUUCGCCCAUGCCGCGCUUCCCCCGACCUUGCCUAUGAGCUCCUACUUUCCCCAGCAGCCAUCAUACGCUCGCCCAGACGCCAACCAGACACCUCCGGCGCACCACAGCCCAGCCGCUUCUCUUUCGAGUAUCGCCGCCGAGCAACCCACAUACGCCUCUCCACCACCCUCGUAUACCCAGGCAAUCUCCCAGGGUCGACCCGCAAACGUAUCGCCAGCAUCAUCAACACCUGCGACAACAGCGCCUCUCUCCCCGAUGACCACUGCCAGCACCAUCUCGUCCUACCCCUUCUCACCCGCAGAUAUCGGUGCUCCGUCACCGAACCCCUCGAACGUAACGCCUCUGCAGCAACACCCAUACAAUCCCCAUGCGCCCCCGAUCCCGCAGCCGUCCUACGUCAACGGUCCCCAGGGCUGCACACCGACGCCUCCUCCCCUCCCGCCAAGGACGUCGCCGGCACAGAGCUAUGGAGGCCAUCCCCAAAACCCCUACGGCCCGCCCCCGACGAGACUUAACUACACGUCACCACCGGCCCCGGCAAAGUCCAGCUCGGGCCUCUUCGGCCACGCAAAGAAGCUGCUCGACAGGACGACCGACUUCGUCGACCAGGCCAUCACGCCUUACCUCCAGGACAACCGGUACAGACCGCCGCACAGCCAGUACGGCCAGCACUCGUACCAGUAUCAGUAUCAGUAUCCCCCGAAUCGCCCGCUCCAGCCGGGGCAGUACUACCAGCAGGCGCCCCAAGGAUACGCUCCCGCGCAACGUAGGUAG